Nylanderia fulva is the source of this 1279-nucleotide messenger RNA. RefSeq names its product arrestin 1 (gene Arr1). Gene Ontology annotation, molecular function: G protein-coupled receptor binding. The record is from RefSeq and is a predicted model, not a curated record. NCBI's taxonomy places the organism in Eukaryota, Metazoa, Arthropoda, Insecta, Hymenoptera, Formicidae. Gene Ontology annotation, biological process: signal transduction; G protein-coupled receptor internalization. Gene Ontology annotation, cellular component: cytoplasm.
UUAAGACUCGACGAUCCAGUCGUCUUCUGUGUUAGCGGUAUAGAGAAAAAAGAAGAAGUAUUUUCACUAUGGUGGCGAAUUUCAAGGUCUACAAGAAAUGUUCGCCCAACGGCAAGCUCGCUGUCUACCUGGGCAAACGCGAUUUCAUCGACUAUCUGUCAGGCACCGAACCGAUCGACGGGGUAGUCCUGGUCAAUCAGGAUUACGUAGACAGCGGCAGGAAGGUGUGGUGCCAACUGGUGUGCAGCUUCCGGUACGGCCGCGAGGAAGACGAGGUGAUGGGCCUUAACUUCCAAAAGGAUCUCUAUCUGACAUCGGAGCAGAUUUACCCGCAAGUUAAGAAGUCCGAAUCCAAUCCUACCAAGUUGCAGGACAGGUUGCUGCAGAAACUGGGCCCGAACGCGAUACCGUUUAACUUUACAUUCCCGCAAUGCGCACCGUCCAGCGUGACCCUUCAGCCUGGACCCGAGGAAACUGGCGAGCCCUGCGGCGUCAGUUACUACGUGAAGGUGUACUGCGGCGAAACGGAGACCGACCUGACUCAUAAGCGGAGCACAGUCAUGAUGGGGAUCCGCAAGAUCCAGUACGCGCCGACGAAGCAGGGUCGUCAACCCUGCACCGUCGUCCGCAAGGACUUUAUGCUGAGUCCAGGCGAGCUGGAGCUCGAGGUCACUCUGGACAAGCAGCUGUACAAUCACGGGGAGACAAUUGCCGUCAACAUAUCCGUGCGCAACAAUAGCAACAAAGUGGUGAAGAAGAUCAAGACCCUGGUGCAGCAGGGCAUCGAUGUGGUCAUCUUCCAGAACGGUCAGUUCAGGACGGUGAUAGACGCGGUCGAGACGCAGGAUGGCUGCCCGAUCAAUCCAGGCUCGACCCUGCAGAAAGUCUUCUAUCUGAAGCCCAGCAUGGGCAGCAACAAGCAACGUCGCGGCAUCGCCCUGGACGGCAUGAUGAAGCGAGAAGAAUGCGAACUCGCAUCCAGCACCCUGCUCACCUCGCCAGACGUGCGCGACUCCUUCGGCAUCAUCGUCUCUUACGCUGUCAAGGUCAAGCUGUACUUGGGCGCUCUGGGCGGCGAGUUGACAGCCGAGCUGCCGUUCAUUCUGAUGAGAUCCAAGCCGGCCGAUCGCGUUAAACUGGUCCAGACAGACAGCGUGAUGAUCGAAGACAUCCCGCAGGAGAAGGCCGACGAGAAAAUCAGUUCCUAGAUAGAUGCGUUUCGAUCUUUGCAGCUUCGGGCUUCGAUUCGUUAAUUGUUGAAUUAAACAGAUUCAACGAG